AUGGCGGGCACGUCGAGACACGACAGAGAGAUGGCGAUGAACGCCAAGCGCCAGCUGUCCGAGUGUUCAGACCCCAUAGAGAGACUCCGGCUGCAGUGUCUGACUCGAGGCUCGUCUGGGAUCAAAGGUUUGGGCAGGACCUUCAGAGUGAUGGACGACAACAACAACCGAUCGCUGGACUUCAAGGAAUUCAUCAAGGGGUUAAACGACUACGGGGUGCUGAUGGAGAAGGACGAGGCCACAGCUCUGUUUCAGCAAUUUGACCGCGACGGCAGCGGGACCAUCGACUUCGACGAGUUCCUCAUCACUCUCAGGCCGCCGAUGUCCAAGGCCCGGAAGGAGGUGGUCAUGCAGGCGUUUCGGAAGCUGGAUAAAACGGGUGACGGGGUGAUCACCAUCGAAGACCUGCGGGGUGUUUACAACGCCAAGUACCACCCCAAGUACCAGAACGGGGAGUGGACGGAGGACCAGGUCUUCAGGACGUUCCUGGAUAGCUUCGACUCUCCGUAUGACAAAGACGGAAAGGUGACCCAGGAGGAGUUUAUGAAUUAUUACGCUGGUGUGAGCGCCUCCAUCGAUACAGACGUCUACUUUAUUGUGAUGAUGAGAAAUGCCUGGAAACUCUGA
Molecule: messenger RNA, 627 nt
Organism: Pelmatolapia mariae (spotted tilapia)
Lineage: Eukaryota; Metazoa; Chordata; Actinopteri; Cichliformes; Cichlidae
Gene: capslb
Product: calcyphosine-like b
Exons: 4
Coding region: 1-627 (208 amino acids)
Molecular function (GO): calcium ion binding
Source: RefSeq, a predicted model, not a curated record